Messenger RNA from Rotaria sp. Silwood2, 1575 nucleotides. The record is from the annotation of a GenBank genome assembly. Lineage: Eukaryota; Metazoa; Rotifera; Eurotatoria; Philodinida; Philodinidae.
AUGAAUCAUCGCUUUCAAAAAUUUCUCAAUUCAUCAUCACUUCUAUUCAAAAUUAAAUUUGAUUCACCAUCUGAUGAAUUAUACACAAUAGCCUAUGAACAGCUUAUACUUCUUAAUAAAUAUCAAAUACAUUCAUUACAUCUAUGCAUAUCAUCACAAAACGAACAAUUUUUCUCAUCAUUUUCGAUCAAUUCGUCAUUCGAUCAUUUCGAAUCACUUGUUCUUAGUGAAAUUGAACCAACUAUACUCAUCGAAUUUCUGUCCAAUUUAACUUGUUUACCUCGUUUAUUCUCACUAACAAUCGAUAUGUUAUAUAAUUCAACCGAAUUAAGUGAUAUCUAUCAAUUAAUUUUUGCAUUGCCAAAACUGAAAUAUCUCAAAUGUUCAGCAGAAGAUUCUGAUAUAAACGUUUCACUACCAUUUUCUCUCAAAGGUCAAUUCAGUACUAUUGAAUAUCUUAUUAUUAAUCAUUCUUGUAGUUUCAAUGAACUUUCGGCUAUAUUAACUUAUACACGUCAACUUCGUCAUUUGAAUUUUGCACAUACAAACGAUAAUAAUUCGACCAUUGCAAACAUAUUACCAAUAAGAUUAUCAAAUUUAACGUAUAUCUCUUUAAAUGUACAUUAUUUAAAAUUUGAUGAAUUUACAACGUUCAUUAAAAACUUAGAUUGUAAAUUAAAAGUUUUACAUUUUAUCACUCGGUCUGAAGAUAUGACUUAUCUAGAUGCUAAUCGAUGGGAAGAAUUAAUUCUAAAAUAUUUACCUGAAUUAGAAAAGUUUUAUUUUCAAUAUUACGACAUGAUUGAUAAUGCCUAUGACUCUUCAACAUAUCUUGAAAAUUUUAAUCAAUUCGUUUCAUCAUUUUGGAUUGAAAAAAAAUGGAUAUUUGAAACUGAAAUAGAUUCAUUUGAAGUUAUUUAUAGAAUUCAUUCAUAUAAAGAAAGAUGGUAUAAUAUCAAUUCAUCCAUUGAAUCUUCAAACUCUACUCAGCUUACAUUCACGUAUCCUCCUUGUAAUGAAUAUUUAGAAUUAUCAAUAACCGAUAUUCAUGGUAUCUUAAAAGUAGCACAGUUUUAUCAUUUGGAAAUUGGCAAAGAAAAAAUUGAUUUUGUAAUAUUAAUGGAUAUAAUAUAUAUAUUAUCUGAACUUGAUUCAUUAAAAAUUCAUUCUUUGUCAUUAUCACCAACAAAACAUUCAUCUAUAAAAAACAUAGUUCGUCGUUUUAUAUCAAAUAAAAAUCAAAUAACUAAAGUUUAUCUUGAACAGAUGAAUGAAAUUGAAGAAGUUUAUUUCCUUAUUAAAUUUUGUCCUCAGAUGAAUUAUCUUCAAAUCAAUUGUAUUAAUAUUACGAAUAUUGAAUUAUUUAUAAGAGAGAUUUUACAUAAAAUUAACAAUGAUUGCAAUCAAUAUCUUUAUUCAUUAUGUCUUCGUAUUCCAACAGCAGAUGAUAGAAUCAUUGAAAAAUUAAAGGAUAUGAUCAAUUCGAACAAACUUCUUGUUUGCUAUACAAUCAAACGUGUAUUUGAUGUUAUUUAUUUGCAAUGGAAAAAUGAUUAUCAUAAAGAUUUUAUAUAA